CGCCGCCCUGCGGGACCUGCCCAGUCCUUCCCCGGUGUGCGGGGAGCGCGCAGUCGGGACGCGCAGGGGCCGCUCGGCUGGGGCCGCGCGGGCAGGAUGGUGUGCGCUCCGGCGGCCCUUGGGCGGGGCGUGCUCCCGGCUGCGGUUUGGGGAAUACUGCUGCUAACUGCCUCGGUGGAGGCGCAGCGCGGCCGGAAGAAGGUCGUGCACGUGCUGGAGGGUGAGUCGGGCUCAGUGGUGGUGCAGACGGCACCUGGGCAAGUGGUAAGCCACCGGGGUGGCACCAUCGUCUUGCCCUGCCGCUAUCAUUACGAAGCAGCCGCUCAUGGCCACGAUGGCGUCCGCCUCAAGUGGACAAAGGUGGUGGAUCCUUUGGCCUUCGCCGACGUCUUCGUGGCCCUGGGUCCCCAGCACCGGGCAUUCGGCAGCUACCGUGGGAGGGCCGAGCUGCAGAACGAUGGGCCUGGGGAUGCCUCCCUGGUCCUCCGAAAUGUCACCCUGCAGGAUUACGGGCGCUAUGAGUGUGAGGUCACCAAUGAGCUGGAAGACGACGCUGGCAUGGUCAAGCUGGACCUGGAAGGCGUGGUCUUCCCCUACCACCCGCGUGGAGGCCGCUACAAGCUGACCUUCGCGGAGGCACAGCGCGCGUGUGCGGAGCAGGAUGGUAUCCUGGCGUCCGCCGAGCAGCUGCACGCGGCCUGGCGCGAUGGUCUGGACUGGUGCAACGCAGGCUGGCUGCGCGACGGAUCCGUGCAGUACCCGGUGAGCCAGCCUCGGGAGCCCUGCGGCGGCCUGAGCGGGUCCGGGAGUGCCGGGGCUGGUGGUGGAGCCAACGGCGGCGUGCGCAACUACGGCUAUCGGCAUAACGCUGAGGAACGCUAUGACGCCUUCUGCUUCACGUCCAACCUCCCGGGACGCGUGUUCUUCCUGAAGCCCCUGAGGCCUGUGCCUUUCGCAGGAGCGGCGCGCGCGUGUGCGGCGCGCGGUGCGUCGGUGGCCAAGGUGGGCCAGCUAUUUGCUGCGUGGAAGCUUCAGUUGCUGGACCGCUGCACCGCGGGCUGGCUGGCCGAUGGCAGCGCGCGCUACCCCAUCGUGAACCCACGUGCGCGCUGCGGAGGCCUCCGGCCAGGUGUGCGCAGCCUGGGCUUCCCAGACGCCUCCCGACGCCUCUUCGGCGUUUACUGCUACCGAGCACCAGGCGCACCAGAUCCGGCUCCCGGGGGCUGGGGAUGGGGCUGGGCCGGAGGCGGCGGCUGGGCUGGAGGCGCACGCGACCCGGCGGCCUGGACCCCGCUGCGCGUCUAGGACCCAGGAGGGUGACGGUUGUGGGUGCUUGGCGAAUGAUCGAGCGCCCUGAUGUCCCCUGGAUACUGGCGACGCCCCUGAAGUCCCUGAAGAUGGGUUUUCCCCCUUGAGGUCCCUGGAGAGUGGACACCCCUGCAGUUCCCUGCAGGCUGACCAGGCCUCUUGCGGUCCUUGAACAUUAACCACACCCCUUGAGGUCUCCUGGAGACUGGCCACAUUCCUUGUGGUCUCUUAGAAACUAACCACGCCCCUGGGGUCCCUUGAGACUGGCCAGUCCUCUGGAGACUGGCCAAACCCACUUUUUCUGGACAGUGGAUUUCCCAUUUUCCCAACUUACUUCAGGAGAAGUGCCACGCUCCCUGAGGAUACUGGGAGGCCAACAGAACCCACGGCUUCUUGGUGACUGGCUACCCCUCUUUGGCCCCCUGGAAACAAACGGACCGUCCCCUUGGUCGCCUGGAGGCUGGCCCCCCGGGAUUAUCUGAAGACUGGCCACACAUCCUCUGCAUUUCCCUGGAGACUGAAAACUGGUCCUCUGAGGUCACCUGCACACCAAAUUUCCCUCCCUGUCACCUGGAGAGAAAACAGAAACCUCAGGGUUCCCCAGGUUACCAUGCUCCGAUGGAGGAUCCAUGUACACUAUGGGCUCAGGCAUUUCCUCUCCCCCACUGUGACUCGGAGACUGGAUACUCCCAUUCUCCCCUUGCUCCCUGAGAACCCCCUAAAGUUUCUAGGGUAACAGGCCAUGUUCCUAGGUUACUGUGGAGGACAGCCCCACCCUCCAGCUCAUGGGAGAACACUCUCAUCUGUCAUCUGACUAUUGACAUACCCCAGCAGGUUCACCUGAGUGGUGGCCACAUCCCAUCCCUCAGGUUUUUCUCUGGAGGGAGACCAAACCCAUUUCACAAUCCCUGAAGGCCCUUGAUGGACUGUCACCAAAGAUCUUGUCAUUUUUUAUGGAGACCAACUGUCUAGCUUCCCACUGUCACCAGGGAGAUCAAUCAGUCCAACACAUACCUAUCACCUAAAGUCACACUUCAAUCAGUCACACCCAUGGAGAUGGUGACUCCCUCCUCCAGCUGUAACCAUGAAUACCACACGUUUCUUAUCUCACUGGCCUUCACCCCAGUCCUACAAUUCUACUUCAGGCUGUACUCACCCUGACCAACCACCAUGGAGACCACCCUCCCCCUAACUGUCCCCGGGCUGACCCAAAUUUGGUUCUCCAGCUCUCACCAUAGAAACAGGCUGCCCCUUUCCCAGGCUGCACACCGGCUCCUUAUGGUCCUCUGAGCUCCGCCCCAAGGCGACUUGAACCUCACAACUGUUGUCAUGGAGACCAAACUCUGGUGUCUGAGGUAACAGAACACCUGUCCCCUAGGCUUUCCCUCCACAACAGGGUCCUGCCCCACCAAGCUGUCGCCAUAGAGACUGUCAACAUCAUCUCUAUGGCAACUGACCUCCCAGCUCUCAGGAACUUCUCACCUUGGAGGGGAUACCCUGGGUUCCUCCCCCUGGGGCUCCUCCCACGGUUUCAUCAGGGGCCCCAUGAUUGCCCCUUCACCGGAUGGGCCCAGGCCCAGACAGGGCUGAACUUCUGGAGCUGCUGGUCACCCUCUGUUUGCACGCUCGCUAUAUGCCAGACAGCAGCUGUGCAUGAGACACCCUUGCAACACCGGGCUUUUGAUUACCAUCCUACAGAGGAGGAAACUGAGGCUGUGGAAUGCCCUGGCCCUAUGAGCUGUGCCAGCAUUGAGCUCUCCUUUUGUUCUGAGACUUCAUCCCCAUUCUCACCCAGUUUGUACUCCUUCCCUGACCCCUGCCCACAUUUCCCUCCUUAGAGAUCCAGGAGGGUGGAAUGUUUCUUAAACUUCAAAAUCCACCAGGUUCUAAGGAGUGAUUUGUGCUGAGGUCAGCCAGACUCCUCAGUGGUGAGACCCUGUUCCUGGAGACAGGCCACGGACAAAGCCACCCCAGGUGUGGGAGACUCCAGCUCUGCGGUCCUGCCUGGAAUAACCCUGGCAUCCCACAUGGGGGCUUCCUUACUGUCACUUCCAUCUCUAGGAAACCCAUCUCUGAGUUCUGGAACCAGGUGGACUUGUGGUCGAAUCCCACAUCAUCUUCUUGUUCACUGUGUGACCAAGUGACAAAACCCCUCUGAGCCUGUUUCCUUCUCUAUAGCAGGGUUGUUCUAAAAUCCCUCCAGUACAAAGCAUACAGCAGGGGUUCAAUAAAUCUGUUUCUUUUGAUGAAUG
This is a messenger RNA of Sciurus carolinensis (gray squirrel), 3560 nucleotides long. It is a transcript of the gene Hapln4, whose product is annotated as hyaluronan and proteoglycan link protein 4. Gene Ontology annotation, biological process: cell adhesion. Lineage: Eukaryota; Metazoa; Chordata; Mammalia; Rodentia; Sciuridae. The record is from RefSeq and is a predicted model, not a curated record. Gene Ontology annotation, molecular function: hyaluronic acid binding. The coding region runs from base 97 to 1305 and encodes 402 amino acids. The transcript is spliced from 5 exons.